AUGAACGAAAAUCUAUUUACCCCUUUCACAAUCCCAAUAAUACUAGGUAUUCCCAUCACAACCCUAAUUAUUAUAUUCCCCACAAUACUAUUCCCAACACCAAGUCGACUAAUCAACAACCGCAUGAUCACCAUCCAACAAUGACUAACCAAACUCACAUCAAAACAACUAAUAAUUACACAUAACCCUAAAGGACGAACCUGAUCCCUUAUGUUUAUCUCACUUUUCUUAUUUAUUACUUCCACAAAUCUUCUUGGAAUAUUACCCCACUCAUUCACACCUACCGCUCAACUCUCAAUAAACUUAGGCAUAGCUAUCCCUCUAUGAGCCGGCACUGUUGUUACAGGCUUCCGCAACAAGACAAAAAUUUCCUUAGCCCACCUUCUACCACUAGGCACCCCAACCUUCUUAAUCCCUAUGUUAGUGACAAUCGAAACUAUUAGUCUAUUUAUUCAACCUUUAGCCCUAGCAGUGCGACUAACAGCCAACAUCACAGCAGGCCACCUAUUACUGCACCUAAUUGGAAGCAUAACCCUUGCACUAACAAACAUCAGUUUAUUCACAGCCUUCAUUACGUUCACCAUCCUUACUCUAUUAGCUAUUCUCGAAUUCGCUGUAGCCCUAAUCCAAGCCUACGUAUUCACCUUACUAGUAAGCCUAUACCUGCAAGACAAUACAUAA
This is a messenger RNA of Delphinapterus leucas (beluga whale), 681 nucleotides long. Lineage: Eukaryota; Metazoa; Chordata; Mammalia; Artiodactyla; Monodontidae. The record is from the annotation of a RefSeq genome assembly.